Messenger RNA from Blepharisma stoltei, 327 nucleotides. The record is from the annotation of a GenBank genome assembly. Lineage: Eukaryota; Ciliophora; Heterotrichea; Heterotrichida; Blepharismidae.
AUGGGUGUCGAGCUUGAAACAAUCAAACCAGGAGACGGAGUGAACAAACCAAGAAAAGGACAAACAGUCAGAGUUCACUAUGAAGGCUUCCUCACCAACGGUACCAAAUUCGACUCCAGCAGAGACAGAGGUGAAAUGUUUAGCUUUAAACUCGGUGUUGGUCAAGUUAUCAGAGGUUGGGAUGAAGGAGUUGCUCAGAUGUCAAUUGGCCAAAGAGUACGCAUGACUAUUACCCCUGACUAUGGCUACGGUGCAAGAGGUGCUGGUGGCGUCAUCCCUGGCAAUGCGACUCUCAUCUUCGACGUGGAGCUCUUUAGUUUUAGCUAA